CACUGUUCAAAUGUGAAUUAUUUACUUCUUUAAUUUCGCCACAAAAAUAUUUUACCAUGGAGAGGCUAAACGAUGAUUGCGUGUGCAAUAUACUGGAGUUUCUGCCUCUCGUGGAGCAGAUAAAGAUGGCUCGACUGGCGCCGCGGUUCCAGGAGCUUCUUUGCCUCAUUGUGUGGCGAAAACCACGCUACCGGAAGGUUUCCGUGUCCGAUUCCAUUCUGGAGCCCCUCAGCAAGGAGGAUUACGUAUAUUUCUUUGAACUCACCAGUCCGGCAAUGGAGGAGCUGUAUAUUUGGAACGUGCACAAGAAGGCCUUCGAUUCGUACCUGGGACGUCAUCUGCUGAGACCUGAUCUGGCCUUUUACUUGCGAAGGGACUACAGUAAUCUCCGAGAGCUCUGCAUCGCGGACGAAAGCAUGAACAACAGCAUGAUUAACACUAUAGCCAAGAGCUGCCGCCAGCUGCGCAGCCUUAGCGUGUCCAGUGCCUACAUCACUGGCAAACACAUCACUGGACUGGUCAAUCUGGAGACACUGGUCGCUCCCGAAUGUUCGGUGGAACCUACGCUUUUGGCAGAACUGCUGGACCAGCUGCCUCUGAAGCACUUGGACCUCACUUCGAACCGACAUCCCGUGGAGGCGACGAUUCUACAGGCGGAGGGCAGCAAACGCCUAGAGCGCCUCGGACUGUCUGACGCCGAGGACUACGGCUUUCCGAUGGCCGACAGCCUUCCGCGACUGACCCAACUGGUGGUCAGUUACCAUAAGGUGAGCCCCCAGGAGCAACUUGCUAUGUUGGACACUACACGAAAGCGAGUGGAGCAAUCCAUGGGAAAGUAUCCUAAGCGUCUGCAAUCAAUAUUGUGCAAUGUAGUGGAUGUGGAAGUGGCGCUGGAGCAGAUUGCUGGCCUUGAAAAGCGCCACCCGAGGGACACGCCAAAGUUCAAUGAGCUGCUCAAGAUUAUGUACUUCUUGUCGAAUCCGCAGGGCGGAGAUUAAAAAUCACCUUGAGAUUUGCUGGGAGCUGAGUUUGACCUGGCCCCCCAAAA
Messenger RNA from Drosophila ficusphila, 1048 nucleotides. RefSeq lists its product as uncharacterized. Bases 57 to 998 code for a protein of 313 amino acids. Lineage: Eukaryota; Metazoa; Arthropoda; Insecta; Diptera; Drosophilidae. The record is from RefSeq and is a predicted model, not a curated record. The transcript has a single exon.